CAUCAUCCGGGUGACUUUUGUUCUGGUCACAGAGAGGAUCCAAGAUGGCGACUCACAUGUCGAGGUAUAGAAGCUGGAGUCGUGUUCAAAGGUUUGGGAUCGCAGCUUACAGAAAGUACAGCAGUGGCGGCCGAUACCCAAAUAUCUCCCUCUCUGCACCCCUGCCUGGGAUCCCCAAGCCAGUGUUUGCAUCGGUAGAUGGUCAGGAAAAAUAUGAGACCAAGAUCACUACUCUAGAAAAUGGCCUCAAAGUUGCCUCCCAAAACAAGUUUGGUCAAUUCUGCACAGUUGGAAUUUUAGUAAAUUCUGGAUCCAGACAUGAAGCAAAGUAUCCGAGUGGGAUAGCUCACUUCAUAGAGAAACUCGCCUUUUCUUCCACAGCUCAGUACGGGAGUAAAGAUGAAAUUCUCCUCACGUUGGAACAACACGGAGGGAUAUGUGACUGCCAAACAUCAAGGGAUACCACCAUGUAUGCAGUGUCUGCUGAAGUUAAGGGUCUGGACACAGUGGUCAGUCUUCUCUCUGAUGCUGUUCUACAGCCUCGCCUGCUGGAUGAUGAAAUUGAGAUGACCAGAAUGGCGGUACGCUUUGAGUUAGAAGAUCUAAACAUGAGGCCAGACCCUGAACCUUUACUCACUGAGAUGAUCCAUGCUGCCGCAUAUCGCGGAAACACGGUUGGACUGCCUCGCUUUUGUCCUGUAGACAACGUGGACGUGAUUGACAAGAAAGUGCUUCACAGCUACCUGCGUAACUACUACUGUCCCGAGCGGAUGGUGCUGGCCGGAGUGGGCAUCGAGCACGAGCAGCUGGUUGAAUGUGCCAGGAAAUACCUGCUGGAGGCGAAGCCGGUGUGGGGGGCAAGUGCAGUGGCCAACGUGGACCUCUCUGUAGCACAGUACACUGGUGGCAUCGUCAAGAUCGAGAAGGAUAUGUCAGAUGUGAGCCUUGGCCCCACCCCGAUCCCAGAGCUCACCCACAUCAUGAUCGGCCUGGAGAGCUGCUCCUUCCUGGAGGAAGACUUUAUCCCAUUUGCUGUGCUCAACAUGAUGAUGGGUGGCGGAGGCUCCUUUUCUGCAGGAGGACCUGGAAAAGGCAUGUUCACCCGCCUCUAUCUGAACGUGCUCAACAGGCAUCAUUGGAUGUACAAUGCCACCUCCUACCAUCACAGCUAUGAGGACAGCGGUCUGCUGUGUAUCCAUGCCAGUGCAGACCCCAGACAGGUGCGAGAAAUGGUGGAGAUAAUAACAAGAGAGUUCCUUCAGAUGGCUAGCAACGCAGGAGAGAUGGAGCUGGAGAGGGCCAAGACUCAGCUCAAGUCCAUGUUGAUGAUGAACCUCGAGUCGCGACCAGUUAUUUUUGAAGAUGUUGGCCGCCAGGUUCUCUCCACAGGAAAGAGGAAGUUGCCACAUGAACUGUGUGAUCUAAUAAGCAACGUGACAGCCAGUGAUAUUAAGAGAGUAACCACUAAGAUGCUGCGCAGUAAGCCCGCAGUAGCAGCUCUGGGAGACCUGACGGAGCUGCCCUCGUACGAACACAUCCAGGCCGCCCUGUCCAGCAAAGACGGACGCCUGCCCCGCAUGUAUCGCCUCUUCCGAUAGGACCACAUGGCCAUCGAGCCGGGUCGCUGUAAAUAAACUGGACUGGAUUACACUAGCGUUCCCUUCCACCACAGAACUCAACCCAGCUCACUGUGGGAGGGGACUGAUACUCUGUCUCUUGACUGAACCUCUGAGAGUGGGGAUUUUAAAGAAAAGUUGCAUUUCACUCUACCGUAGUCUACAUACAAUUGGAGUAUCUGUAUUUGUUGUUUGUGAGCAGGAAAGCCAUAUUUCGUU
Etheostoma cragini (Arkansas darter) is the source of this 1835-nucleotide messenger RNA. It is a transcript of the gene pmpca, whose product is annotated as peptidase, mitochondrial processing subunit alpha. Lineage: Eukaryota; Metazoa; Chordata; Actinopteri; Perciformes; Percidae. The transcript has 13 exons. The record is from RefSeq and is a predicted model, not a curated record. Gene Ontology annotation, cellular component: mitochondrion. Bases 45 to 1598 code for a protein of 517 amino acids. Gene Ontology annotation, molecular function: metalloendopeptidase activity; metal ion binding.